Molecule: messenger RNA, 5279 nt
Organism: Sphaeramia orbicularis (orbiculate cardinalfish)
Lineage: Eukaryota; Metazoa; Chordata; Actinopteri; Kurtiformes; Apogonidae
Product: protocadherin alpha-C2-like
Exons: 3
Coding region: 167-2614 (815 amino acids)
Biological process (GO): homophilic cell-cell adhesion
Cellular component (GO): plasma membrane
Molecular function (GO): calcium ion binding
Source: RefSeq, a predicted model, not a curated record
GUGCCGUGAGAGCCCCGCUCCUCCAGCGGUACUGUACUGUAUAUGGCCUACUGCAGCUUCACACACAAGGCGUGGAGGCGAUGACACCGGCGCUGUCCUACAUCCACGCAGUCUAGAUCGCACAGGAGGAUUUGAUUUCUUCCGUCCUGUAAACACGGCUCUGAUCAUGAUGGCUCUGAUCACUGCACCCACAGGGACACGCUGGAUCGGAGCUGCUUUUACAUUCAGUGCACUAUGGGUAUGUGCGCUCUCCAUUACUCGCUACUCUAUUCCAGAGGAAAUGGAAGAGGGUUCCUUUGUUGCCAAUCUGGCCACAGAUCUGGGUCUGGAUAUUCGCAGUUUGGUGCAACGGGAGGCGAAACUCGAUGUCAUUCACAGCAAAAAUUACCUUGACAUCAAGAAAGACACCGGUGAGUUAGUGAUCCGAGAGAAGAUAGACAGAGAAAACAUAUGCACGACUAAAACAACCUCAUGUUUCCUAAAAAUGGACGUCAUUCUUGCAAAUCCUAUUCGUAUUUUUAACAUCGAGCUUGAAAUCAUGGACAUCAACGAUAACGCACCAGUGUUUCGCAGAAAGACAAUGCAAUUGGACAUUUCCGAGGCAACCCCUCCCGGUGAGAGAUUUUCAUUGACAAAUGCUGUGGAUGCAGAUGUGGGGGCCAAUUCAGUCAAGACUUACUAUCUUAGUGAAAGCAAAUUCUUUAAUAUUGACAUCCAGACUGGUAGUGAUGGCUCUAAAUAUGUUGAUUUAGUGUUGAAUGCAAAUCUGAACAGAGAAGAGCAUGCAGUUCAUAAUUUGAUUUUAACCGCUGUGGAUGGAGGGGUUCCUCCCCGAUCCGGCACAGCCAGCAUCAUAAUUAAUGUCCUGGAUAUCAAUGACAACGCCCCCCUCUUCAGUCAGCCGGUAUUUGCAGUCAAUGUUUCAGAGAAUGCAGCUGCAGGGACUGUGGUCAUGACCUUAAACGCAUCAGACUUAGACGAAGGCAGUAACGCAGAGCUGAUCUACUCCUACACCCUGUACACCUCUGAGAAGACUCAAGAGCUCUUCUCACUUGACCCAAACUCAGGUGAGAUCAAGGUGAAAGGAGUAAUCGAUUACGAGGAGAUUCAGAGUUUUGAGAUGCAUAUCCAGGCUCAGGACAGAGGGGCCAACCCGCUGUCAGGACACUGUAAAGUGAUGGUGUACAUCACAGAUCUGAAUGAUAACUACCCCGAAGUGACUAUCAAGUCUCUGAAGAACGCAGUGGCUGAAGACGUGUCUGUGGGGACGCUCAUUGCUGUGGUGAGCGCCAGCGACAGGGACUCUGGAGUCAACGGGGAAGUGGCGCUCACUUUGAACCACCAAGAAAUCUUACCGUUCCUCCUGAAUAAAUCCUCAGAGGGUUACUUUGAGCUGCUGGUUUCAAAGCCACUGGACAGAGAGAUAAUAGGGAAAUAUGACAUCAUACUGAGGGCGUCAGACAGAGGAGUCCCACCUUUAUCGGAAAAUUUAACCAUCACUUUAGAUAUUCUGGAUGUCAAUGAUAACGCACCCAUGUUUUCUCAGUCUUUUUACACCAUCCAUGUUGUGGAGAAUAAUGUACCAGGAGCGUUAUUGACAUCUCUCAGUGCAUUUGACCCAGAUCUCAAUGAAAACCAGUACUUGGUCUAUUUCAUCAUGGAAAAGGAGAUUGUGAACACGUCAAUGUCAAUGUUGUUCUCCAUCAAUCCAGAGAAUGGUGAUCUUUAUGCCUUGAAGACAUUCGACUAUGAGAGAGAAAGGGAGUUUCUUUUCCACAUAGAGGCUAGAGACUCUGGUGUUCCUCCACUGAACAGCAACGUGACGGUUCAUAUCAUCAUCCUGGACCAGAACGAUAACACCCCCCUCAUCGUGUCGCCAUGGCGAGCUCAGGGUUCUGUUGUGGAGGAGGUGAUACCAAGGUCUACAGAUAAGGGACAUUUGGUGGCCAAAGUGAUCGCCAUCGACGCAGAUUCUGAGCAGAACUCCAGGGUGACGUACCAGCUCUUGCACAUCAGCGAUAUGACGCUUUUCAGCCUGGACCAGUACAACGGCGAAAUCCGAACAACGAGGAUGUUCAGUUACAGAGACCCCAGACAACAGCGACUGGUGAUUGUCGCCAAAGACAACGGCGAACCCGCUCUGUCCGCCACCGUCACUAUCAAGAUAUCAACAGUGGAGCAUGUGAUGUCAUUUUCAGAGACCACAGAGUUGCCAAUAGACUAUCAUGUUUUCACAGACGUAAACCUGUAUUUAGUUAUCGGUUUGGGGGCUGUGUCCUUCUUACUACUAAUCACCAUCUUAGUUAUUAUUUUGCUGAAGUGUCAGAAACCAAAGCCAAAGGCCAUUAAGAUCCCCCCUGCUAAUAGGAACAGUGUGAUCAGCAGAAACAGCGUGAUCAGUCAGAGAAGCUCCACCAUUGCAGAUUCCACCCUGAUCUCCAGCGAUGCCUACUGGUAUAGUUUAUUCUUAGCAGAAACCAGAAAAGGUAAAGUGGUUGUGAGACAGCCAAUAAUCCCCAAAGGAGCGGGGUACUUUGUGUCCAGUAUACCGAGGAGCAUAGGGCCCAGUGAAACCACAGACUCCAGAGCGUCCACAUUGGAGUACUCAAAAUGAAAGGAAGUCCAUUCUACAACUGGAGCAGGGACCCAGAAGAGAACUGCCAUGAUAUAAUCAUCUCUUCAGAGAAGUCUCUAGCGGGUGUUCUUCCUGGUGACUCACAAAGAUGACGUAAAACAGCUGUCCUCCCUCAGACCCACUGACGCAACCAAUCUAUAGCUCCUCCAUUCAUACCUACAGAUGUCAACUAUAAGUCGCCUCAGCAUUUGACCUUCUUUUCUCUGUUAAGCAUGAAUCUGCAUGGCUCUACGACAUGUUCAACAUACUUGAACAUAGUAUUAAAAUCAUACAUUGCAGAGUAUGUGGACAUUCUACAGUGGACUCAUACAACCAUUAAGUUUUCAUACUUUGAAACCUUGAUCUGAUUUAAUGGACAAAACUGCCUUCACUCCAGGUUUGUGUUGUGUGCUGUUGUUCUGGAAAUCAUCAAUAGAUAACCGUACCUAAGUUCACAAUCUUUCAUUUCGUUCAUGUGAAGGUUAAACGAGCCUAUCACAACGUACACACAUAAAUCAGGGUUAAUAUAUUUCUUCCAUAAAUCUAAUCAAAUACUGAACUGUAGCUGUUAAUAGUGAGUCAGGCUUUGUACUUGGUGUUUUUUUGUUUUUUCUUUCCUUUUCUUUUUAUAAACAUUUAUAAACAUUUCCACUCCAUUACAAGCCUUAUACUACAGUAAGGCUCAUAGUUUAUUACUUGUAGCUAGAGUAGUUAAAUUUCAGAUUACUUUUAACAGUUUCUUACAGUGUUUGUUGUUGUUCAACAUUGAUGAAUGUGUGAAAAGAAAACACAAGUUAAGUGGCAUAAAAAAGGGAAAGAAUUUUUUUUCUAUUGGUUUCUUUGGUUGUAGUUAAUUUUAAAGUAGGUUUAAGGAAAAGAAAAUAAUGUUAGAGAAGGAAGCAUUAUCAGGGUUGUAGCUCUACUGGAACUGACCACACACACACACCUUUACAAACCUAAGGUGUAUAAUAUAUAUCGACGUCAAUGCUGUUACAAAUGAUCUGAACGGUCACACAGUUAGCUUUAAGUCUGGCUGUAUCAGGUAGACCUGUCUGCAAUAAUUAUUUAUCAAGGUAAGAUUACAAUUUUAUUGAGGUUAAGAGAGUAGAAUAUAGUAUGCUGACAGAAAUCUGUUUGCAGCAUGUAAACACAAAACAUCCAUAAUACCUUUCAUUAAAAUAUCAAAACAAGUGUAAAAAAAAAAAAAAAAUUCUCACUUUUCCAAGAUCUGACUCAUAUGGAAGCUUUUGGCUUUAUAUUUUUCCCAGGCAAAUUAAAGAUUAUAUACAUAUUCAGAGAUGAAGUACAUCUUAAUCAAUUACAAAUAUAAUUAAAAAGAAAGAACAAAAAAUAUUUUGUAAUGAUAAAUACUCUGUUUAUUGAAAAGAAUACUGAAAUGAUUUUAUCUUUGCCAUGGUACAGUCGAAUACAAGAUCCAGGCAAGGUGUUGUUUUAUGAAUAUUCCUGUUUUUAUAAAUAUUUUAUGUAUUAACUUUUAAUGCUGCUUUUGUGAGCUUCUUUAAGGGAAUUUUGUGUUGCGUAUUUGUAGUUUGGUGCAUACGAUGUUGUUUUGAUAGUGUAAAUAACUACUUUUCUUGACCUGUUCGACCUCGAAGGUAGCGCUGUUGCACUACUACAAAGUCCAGGACUUUAUGUUCUCAGAACCAAGGAGCUUAUUAGGAAUGCUUAUUGAUAUGCUAAAUGAUGACAUCGAAUCUGAGAAGAGCAAAGUGUUAUCUAAAGUUGCAGUUUUCCAGUGUUAAAAAAUAGAAUGCACCGCUGAUCCCAUAGACUGUGCAAGUAUUAAGCAGAUGGCAGCACUUUGAGAUAUGCACUGAAUCUAAAUGUGAUUUCAGCACUCAGUAAUGCAGUGAAGACAGAAUAUUCCUGGAUGUAUCAAGCUACAUAUUCUGAGUCAGUGAAACCGAAUCUUUCUUUUCCUGUGUCACUGCUGCCUGGUGUUGAUGCUACACCAGACAGACGUGACACUGUUUGCCGUCUGUCAGACUAAGGAUGUGUCCUAAUGAGGAAUUACUUGCUGUGGGGUACGAGUUAUAUGUGCAAUCGACACUGAAAGUGGUGUAAAAAAUUGCACAACUGAUGAGCUCCUUGUGUGCCUUCUGCAUUGUCAAAGAAAAUGUUUGGAUGAAUGAAAUAAUGACAUAACAUACAGUAUUGCAAAUUACAGUUACCCCCAUGAUAAAACACAAUCUUGACUUGCUUAGGUGUUGGAUAGGAGCUCAGCCUUUUGGUUUCAGAGCAAAUGUUCUUAUUAGAACUAGUAGAUGCAUUUACUGUAAAUUUAAGUGCUUUAUACUUUGUGUUUUUAUACCGUAGACUUUUUGAUAUCUUCUGUAUUCACUGUGAUUGAAUGGCACGGGAGGUGCUUGUGCUACUUGCUUGAUAUAGUAAAACUGUUACUUCUCAUUCGUGUACACAGCUCAGUUUUUCCUCUGCUAAUUUGCCAGUCAGAUUGUACAAUAUGUCGUGAGAGUUGCAUCAAACGUAAUCCAGCUCCAUCCCACUUAGUGGAUUAAAGACAGUAUGGGAGAGAAUGACCUCGCUUUAUUUUCAAGUCUAGUUAAUUGUCGGAUUCUGAUGUUUCUUAUUUGGCUUAAAUGUUCUGCCUGAUCAUGCUAGUUUGAAUAAAGCUUUUUAAUCUGUC